AAGGGCGGACGAGUGGAGCAGAGAAGGAAAGGACGAGCCGGGGAACAGAAAGGACGAGUAGGAGAUUUGAGAACAGCGGAUCCAAGCUGCCUAUUACAAAGAUUCAUAAAGCUAAUAACCAGAAUGAUGGAAGAUCUAUGGUUAGAAGUAACUCUUUAAUUGAUCGACCCAGGGCUGAUCAAACCAGAUCCUCCAGUAGUUUGCGGACUCCGAUGUCAGUUUUAGUUCGAAGCAUUUCCGCAAACCGAUCAGUGGAGAAAAGUAAAGAGAUGAUGACACCAGUUAGAUACUCCACAGUAAGGAAACCCUUCCUUUCUUCUGCUAAAAGUAGAGUUUCUGGACGCGGAUCUACAAUAGGAUCACUUGGCGUUAAAGACACCAGAUCCUUGACAGACAAAACCUAUCAGAGCAGUUUAGUCAAAAAAAUACUUGAUUUUCUCAGGGAGAACGGGUACAGAAAUGGUGCUCUAACAUCAAAACACUUUCCUCUCUCUACAAAGGAGUUCAUCGAUUUAUUCAACUUCACAUACAGUUUUAUCAAUCCUGAUAUAACCAGUGCUCUGCCCUACAGUAAAGCCGAAGAUCAGAUUAUUAAUAUUCUGAAGAACGAGCUCAAUUAUCCAGGAACGGUCAGCAAAAGUAAUCUGAUUACAAUGGGUUCUUUACACAGUUGGCCGACAGUUCUAGGUUGUCUUUCCUUUCUCGUUGAAAGUGCAAAGGUGCAUCUAAAGGUUUCCGGCAAGAUUAUUCCGAUAGCUUUUCCGUGCAAAGAUGAACAAGGAUUCUCUAUAGACAGUAAUCUAGAGAUUGAUCUUCGUCAGCUGAAACGGCUGGAUGAGGAAGUUCGAGCGUUGCAUGAGAAGAAUGAGCUGCUCAUUAAAGAAGCCGAGGAGUAA
This is a messenger RNA of Eurytemora carolleeae, 896 nucleotides long. RefSeq names its product kinetochore protein NDC80 homolog. Bases 138 to 896 code for a protein of 252 amino acids. NCBI's taxonomy places the organism in Eukaryota, Metazoa, Arthropoda, Copepoda, Calanoida, Temoridae. The transcript is spliced from 10 exons. Gene Ontology annotation, biological process: attachment of mitotic spindle microtubules to kinetochore. The record is from RefSeq and is a predicted model, not a curated record. Gene Ontology annotation, cellular component: Ndc80 complex.